AUGUUUAGGUAUCAACUUUUCACUUAUUGAACAAAGAGUGAUGUUGUGUAUUUUAUUGAGAAAGUAUGAGGUGUCUUUACCAGCAGAUAGUAUUCAUAAAGAUAAACUACGUCUUGAUCGAUCUACUGGUCCACUUAUGGCACCGCUGCCAAUACACUUAAUAUUUAAAAGAAGAACAGAAUAA
Funneliformis mosseae is the source of this 184-nucleotide messenger RNA. NCBI's taxonomy places the organism in Eukaryota, Fungi, Glomeromycota, Glomeromycetes, Glomerales, Glomeraceae. The record is from the annotation of a GenBank genome assembly.